GUUUUCUCUCGGCUCUUCAUCUCAUAAUGGCGGAUUCCCCUAUUCACGAUGCGGUUAUGCCGCCGUCUCUAUCCCUUGCAGAUAACACGCCAGAAUCCAGAUCAAGCGAGGAUAUGGAGUAAGCCUUUUCGCCAGGACUGAAUAUUGGCCCCGAAUUGACAUAUAGCAAGGCUGUCUUCUCCAGCAUCUUGCCUAUCCAACUAUUUUGUUGGCAGCCCACGUGGAUUUACCUCCCCAUUAAAAAGUCGACGGGAAGCUUUUCUCUUGAUCAAUUACCUCCAAGAUCUUUCACCAAGAAUUGAUAUCUGUGAUCCUUCAAAGCGCUUCAGUCGCGAAGUGCCAAAGAGGGCUCGCCAACUGCCCCUCCUAGCAUACUCCAUCCUGGCUUUCUCAUCACGCCAUCAAGUAAUGAUUACCGGUAUUAACGAUGAAAGUAGCGAAGAGUAUCAUAGCUAUGCUCUACGCAUUUUGAUCCCCAUUCUUGACGACCCGAUGUCAUCUUUGGAUGAAAAUCUUUUAGCGGCGGCGGUCCUACUACGGCUAUACGAGGAGAUGUGUGAUGUCGACACUGGAACUCAUCUCGUUGGAUGCGCACGACUCUGGAAUAGCAUCCCUGACUUCAUAGCCCAAGGCGGUCUAAGCGAAGCGGCCAGCUGGAUAAUGCUUCGACAGAAUCUGCACAUCUCUCUCAUUAAAGGCGAGCCCAUGCAAGUAGAUCUGAACAAAUACAGACGUUCCAGAUCAUUUGUAGACACGACUGACGAGGACUUUGCCAAUCGGAUUAUUCUUCUUUGCUGUCAGGUAUUAGCGACUUGUUUUAGCCCAGGCGCACAACCCGACUACGAGACGUGGGCGCAUCUUGGUAAGGAGGUUGCGAGAUGGCAUGAUUCUAUACCGGCGCAUUAUUAUCCUUAUCAUUCUGAUGUGAAGAGUGCUUCUAUUGGGGCCAAGUCGGCUUUUCCUAUAGUAUGGAUGAUGAAUCCUGCUCAAGUAAUGGGAUAUCAACACUAUUGUCUGGCUCGCAUUCUGCUGCACAUCUCUGAGCCCAGACUAUGGGUUUCUAGUUUAAGAACUAUCGAGCAUCGGGUAGUCGCAGAUAAAGCGGCCUUAAACGACCUUCAUAUCGCUAUCGGUCUCGGCAUCCACAACCCUUCUGUAGUUGGUGCUGGGUUCACCGUACAUCAUAUACUUUUCACUUGCGGUUGUUUAUUAACUAAUCCUGUAGAACAGCAGGAGGUGCUUAACUUUCUAGAUAGCUUUGGUAAGAGUGUUGGAUGGCCAAUACAUCGGUUAAGAGAUAAACUAAAUGCAACAUGGAAUUAAGGUAAAUUAAUAGAAAAGAAAUGUAACUUUAAUAUGACUUGUUUUGAGC
Fusarium redolens is the source of this 1372-nucleotide messenger RNA. RefSeq lists its product as uncharacterized. The record is from RefSeq and is a predicted model, not a curated record. The transcript has 6 exons. Gene Ontology annotation, molecular function: DNA-binding transcription factor activity; transcription cis-regulatory region binding. Gene Ontology annotation, biological process: positive regulation of transcription by RNA polymerase II. Lineage: Eukaryota; Fungi; Ascomycota; Sordariomycetes; Hypocreales; Nectriaceae. Bases 409 to 1323 code for a protein of 304 amino acids. Gene Ontology annotation, cellular component: nucleus.